AUGUCACCACGAACACGACGCGUACGCCGCUCCUGCGAGAACCUCCCUCCCAGACCGUGGAAGUCAUGGUCUCCUCCAUCUACUCCAUCCAAGCCUCGAUCGAAACCACCAUCCAAAAGCAGCCCUCCGCGUGUUCGAGUUCCUCUCGGCGAUACCAGCAACGAUGCCGACACAUCCUCCCAGAUCGUGCGAUACGCAGGUCGACCACGACCCGCCUCCAUCGAAACCAUCCCGAUCGAGCUCCUCUCCGACAUGUUCUCGCAGGUGUGUGGGCGAGAUCCUAAAAUCAGGCUCGUCGCAGCGGGCCACUCCUCGAGGACGCCGGCGUCCGUCCCCCCAGCCCUCGUCCUGACCGGUGUCUGCAAAGAGUGGCAGAGCGUCGCGAAACGAAUGCGGCAGCUCUGGACGAGGGUGGAGGUGGACUUCGAUGGCUUUGGGGACGUUCCAGUAGAUCAGGUACAGGCCUUUAUCGCAGCUCUCGAAGAUAUCCUUCAGCGAUCGCAUCCUCGACCUCUCCGACUUACUCUCCACGGGCUGAACACCGAGCUUCCUUCGCACCAUUUGGCGGCAGAUGCGAUACUGAAGUUUGCUGACCGCUACUCCCUCCUCGUUUUGGAUGACUCGUACCUCGUCGCUGAAAAAGAUCAGACUUCUUUGACCCACUUGGUCGUGAGGAACCAGCAGCCGGGGAAGACGAUUCAGAUCCCCGCUCCAAACCUCACCCACCUUUCCCUGUACAAUGUCCCCGGGGACAAUUUCGGGUGGAUGAACCUCGACUACCCCAAGCUCACCCACCUCUCCUUAUUCUACCCUUCAGACUUGAGCGUGGACCGCAUCCCCACAGCGGAACAGCUCAGCGACGUCCUCCAGACAUUCGCCAAGUCCUUGAUCGUCUUUCGGGCGAACCUGAACUCGAGGUGGUUGCUGGAAGGAUUAUCAUCGCACAACCGCUACUGCAUCGAGCUCCCCAACCUCCACACCCUCGAACUGCAACACACCCACCUCCCUUUCAUGCACGCCGGACUCCUCUGCUCGCUUUCCACGCCCAAGCUCGAGUACUUCGACCUCUUCUUCCCCUCUGAGGAGGAGGUCGACGUUUCGGGUGAGGAUGACGAAACGGACAGCGUUAACAUUGACGUCUUGAUGGACUUUUUCCAGCACGAGAGUCGGUCUGCGCUCAAGCGCUUCCGGAUCUGUUACGGCGACUCUCUAAAGUUCCUCGACCCAGAGGACGAGGACGAGGUUCGCUAUGCGGGGUACCUCGAGAGCGGAUCCCGAGGCCAGUGGGACCGGUGGGGAGCGGUGUUUCGAGGUGGACUAUCAUGGGAAGAGAGUGAAAUUGCUUUGCUGGAUCUUUGUCGGACCCUUAGGGUUCCUUCGGACUUUCGUCAGAGGAUGGCUGGGGAGGAAGGAUACUAUGAGGACUUCAUCACUCGCUUCAUUGACACGACUGUGGAAACCGAGACGGAGCUCACUCACUCCCCUGGAAGCCUUCUCGGUGAGUGGGAGCUGGACCAGUUGAUGUGGCUCUUCCAGUUGAUGGAGUUCUGGUGUGAGGCUCCCGAACGGUCGAUCUUGAUUGUAGUGUAG
Molecule: messenger RNA, 1590 nt
Organism: Coprinopsis cinerea okayama7#130
Lineage: Eukaryota; Fungi; Basidiomycota; Agaricomycetes; Agaricales; Psathyrellaceae
Exons: 1
Coding region: 1-1590 (529 amino acids)
Source: RefSeq, a predicted model, not a curated record